Geodia barretti is the source of this 1098-nucleotide messenger RNA. Lineage: Eukaryota; Metazoa; Porifera; Demospongiae; Tetractinellida; Geodiidae. The record is from the annotation of a GenBank genome assembly.
AUGGCGAUGAUUCUUGCCGAGCGGAAAGUGAGUGGAUGGAUUCAGGAUCGACACGGUCCCAACCGCGUUGGACCUUGGGGCAUUUUGCAGCCGAUUGCCGAUGGCGUAAAAUUUCUGUUAAAAGAGGAUCUGAUUCCAGACCACGUGGAUAAACCGAUCUACCUACUCGCACCUGCAAUUAUUUUGGUGCCAGCCCUAGUUACCUGCGGGGUUGUCCCCUUUGGUAGUUCAAUAACGAUCUCAGGCUACGAAAUCCCUCUGCAAAUUGCCGAUAUUAAUAUCGGGGUUCUGUAUAUUCUGGCAAUCACCUCUUUGGGGGUUUAUGGUGUCGUGCUUGGUGCGUGGGCAUCAAACAACAAGUAUUCGCUGCUCGGUGGCUUGCGCUCCUCCGCACAGAUGAUUAGCUAUGAGUUGACGUUGGGGCUUUCGCUUAUAGGCGUUCUUAUGCUUUCAAGCUCAUUAAGCCUCCGGGAGAUCGCAAUUCAACAAGGGAGUUAUCCUUGGACUUGGAAUUUCCUCAUCCAUUUUCCCGCCUUUUUAGCCUUUACCACCGCCGCCUUUGCAGAGACCAAUCGUCUCCCCUUCGAUCUCGCCGAAGCGGAACAGGAACUUGUCGGUGGAUACCAUACGGAAUAUAGCAGCAUGAAAUUUGCGAUGUACUUUAUGGCGGAGUACCUGCACAUGAUUGUCGGCUCGGCGGUAGCUGUUACGCUAUUUUUGGGUGGUUGGCAUUUCUUCGGAUUAGAAACAGUUGGCGGUCCCUUCUGGAGUGGCGUGAUUUCAUUCGGAAUCUUCUUCGCCAAAACAGCAUUUUUCCUCUUUGUCUUUAUCUGGGUUAGAUGGACCCUGCCCCGAUUCCGGUAUGAUCAACUCAUGAAUCUCGGCUGGAAAUUUCUACUGCCCAUUGCAAUUACAACAAUUGUUGUGACAGCGACGGUUUGGGCAUUCACACAAUCGAAGCUCCUUGUGGGCAUACUAAAUGUUGUCGCCGCCUUUAUCGUUGUUGCAAUCGUAGCAACUACAUUGGUAAUGACGCGGGAACCUGAGCCGGUUGAUGAUAGAGAUAUACUCAGUUUUACCGACGAAUCUUCAUCUUAA